Molecule: messenger RNA, 1895 nt
Organism: Gasterosteus aculeatus aculeatus (three-spined stickleback)
Lineage: Eukaryota; Metazoa; Chordata; Actinopteri; Perciformes; Gasterosteidae
Source: RefSeq, a predicted model, not a curated record
ACGGGGGGGGGGGAGGAGAGAGGCGAGAGCUGCCGCAGGACACCGCUGAGCCUGUCCGAGGAGGUGAACGGCGCACGGCGGCACAUCCGCUCCAUCCCGGCGUCCACACCGUGUUCCGGUAGCCAUGCAGUUCCUGCAGCAGCUCAGGCCUCUGGCCUUUGGAAAAGUGACGUUAGUGGUUUUCAUCCUGACCUCCACCGUCUCAGUGGCUUCCCUGCCCGCUGACACGGACAAGGGGAGGAGGAAGGUGGUGCACGUGCUCGAGGACGACACCGGGGCGGUGAUCGUGCAGACGGCUCCCGGUAAAGUGGUGACGCACCGCGGCGGCUCCAUCACUCUGCCCUGCAGGUUCCACCACGAGCCGGAGGACACCGACCCCGACCGCAUCCGGAUCAAAUGGACCAAAGUGACCGAUGCCCUGCAGUUCCAGGACGUCUUUGUGGCACUUGGAAGGCAGCAGCGCGUGUUCGGAUCCUACAAAGGCCGCGUGUUUCUGGAGCGGGCGGGACCAGGUGACGCCUCGGUGGUCAUCCAGAACGUCACGCUGGAGGACUACGGGCGCUUCGAGUGUGAAGUCACUAACGACAUGGAGGACGACACGGGAUUUGUCAACCUCGACCUAGAAGGAGUGGUGUUUCCAUACUACCCUCGCGAGGGGCGCUACAAGCUCAACUACCACCAGGGGGAGGACGCCUGCAAACAGCAGGACGCCAUUCUGGCCUCCCACUCUCAGCUGCACAAGGCCUGGCUGGAGGGACUCGACUGGUGCAACGCUGGAUGGCUGGAGGACGGCUCGGUCCAGUACCCGAUCUCUCAUCCCAGAGACCAGUGCGGCCGCAAGGAAAACCCCGCCGGCGUGCGUAACUACGGCUACCGGCACAAGGAGGAUGAGCGCUACGAUGCCUUCUGCUUCACCUCCAAGCUCAACGGCCGGCUGUACUUCCUGAAACGCUUCAAGAAGGUGAACUACGACGGAGGCGACUGAAGGCCUGCGCUCGAGACGGCUCGGCGGCGGGCCAAGGUGGGUCAGCUGUACGCCGCGUGGAAGUUCCAGCUCCUGGACCGCUGCGAGGCAGGCUGGCUGGAGGACGGCAGCGUGCGUUACCCCGUGGUCAACCCCCGCUCCCGCUGCGGGGGCGCCCAGCCGGGCGUCCGACACCUGGGCUUCCCCGAUUAAAAAGUUCGCCUCUACGGCGUCUACUGCUUCCGCGGGAACAAUGGAGGAGCCAGCAGGGGGCAGUGAGACGACGACGGGCCUCGCCGGUACUUUUGGCGUGGAGGAAGGGCGGCGGCGGCGGCGGCGUGCCCGGGAACGACACCGCCGGGAUUUGACAGUGGAGGGGGGCGGGGGGUGAGAGAGAGGGGGGAGUGGUCUUCGGUCUCUCCACGUGCUGAUUGGUCGGCUGUCAGAAAGGCGCUUUUUAAGCAGCAGGCUGCAUGUAAAAAAAAAAGACCUCCGGUCACAAAGACGACAACCAGCAGCCACACGUCACAUUCGUCAGCCAUGAGGUCCGUGUUCACGGGUGCGUGUGCGUGGAUGGUGAGUUGGAGGCGGAAACUGUAAUGAAAUAUAAAUAUAAAUAAGUUCCGUAAGCGCCUGUGUGCGUGUAGCUCAUUAACUAAGACCCGGAGUCUCACAGCCAGAGCUGCACCUCUAGUAAACAUUGCACUAGUUCUACAUUGUGACAGCACCUCAGACUGAAGAGAGCAUGCGUUGCUUGGCUGACAGAAGCAAAAGCUGCAAUAAUUGCUUUUACCUGCACUUACUGCACUUCGUCUACGCGGGUCACCAAAUGCAACACGCGCAGCAACGUGGAUCUCCGUCCGUCUGCCGCUGCACAACGGAUGAAUGUUCUUGAGAAAAGCAAAUAAAAGUCUUGUUUGGAUGCAGUUUA